Molecule: messenger RNA, 1080 nt
Organism: Abrus precatorius (Indian licorice)
Lineage: Eukaryota; Viridiplantae; Streptophyta; Magnoliopsida; Fabales; Fabaceae
Product: protein BEARSKIN2-like
Exons: 3
Coding region: 1-1080 (359 amino acids)
Biological process (GO): regulation of DNA-templated transcription
Molecular function (GO): DNA binding
Source: RefSeq, a predicted model, not a curated record
AUGGGUUCGUCUAAUGGUGGUGUGCCCCCGGGAUUUAGAUUUCAUCCCACAGAUGAAGAGCUGCUUCUUUACUACUUGAAGAAAAAGGUUUCCUUUCAGAAGUUUGACAUGGAUGUUAUAAGAGAGGUGGACUUGAACAAGAUGGAGCCUUGGGACUUGCAAGAAAGAUGUAGAAUUGGCUCAACUCCACAAAACGAGUGGUAUUUCUUCAGUCACAAAGACAGAAAAUACCCUACAGGAUCAAGGACUAACAGAGCAACAAAUGCAGGGUUUUGGAAAGCAACAGGAAGAGAUAAAUGCAUUAGGAAUAGCUACAAGAAGAUUGGAAUGAGAAAAACCCUUGUGUUUUACAAAGGUAGAGCUCCUCAUGGACAAAAGACUGAUUGGAUCAUGCAUGAGUACCGUUUGGAAGAUGGCAACGAUCCUCAAGGAAAUACUAAUGAAGAUGGCUGGGUGGUGUGUAGAGUGUUCAAGAAGAAAAACCUGUUUAAGAUUGGAAAUGAAGGUGUCUCUACACAUAAUGCAGACCAACAAAUCAAUAAUUCCUCAACCUGCAAUACACGCCCCUUCAUACACAGAGAAAAUCAUUACUUAUUACAUCAACAACAAAACUCGAAGAACCCAUCAGGAUUUGAACUUGAUAAGCCUGAGCUUGCUCUACACUACCCACAUUUGCAAAACCCUCAAUACUCACUCUUUCAGGCACAGCCUCUUCUUCAGAAACCUAUGGUUUAUGACUACUCAUAUGCAUCAUCUCUACCGUCCGACACCCCUAUCACCGCAAAGCAACUCAUGACAAACCCAAGAGAUUGUGAGAGUGGCAGUGAUGGUUUAAGAUAUCAAGUUUCAGAAUCUGGCAUGGAAGCUGCCUCAUGCGAGCCAAAUCAAGAAAUGGGUGUUGGAAGAGGUGAAGGAAUAAAUGAAUGGGGUGUUCUUGAUAGGCUCGUGACCUCCCAUCUUGGAAAUGAAGAUUCAACCAAAGGAGUUCGGUUUGAAGAAGCAAAUCCACAGUCUGUUCACCAAAUCAACCAACUUUCAUUGAGAGGAGAAAUGAACUUUUGGGCUUAUGGAAAACAAUGA